Cajanus cajan (pigeon pea) is the source of this 823-nucleotide messenger RNA. RefSeq names its product pollen Ole e I family allergen protein. The record is from RefSeq and is a predicted model, not a curated record. Lineage: Eukaryota; Viridiplantae; Streptophyta; Magnoliopsida; Fabales; Fabaceae.
CCGUGUGUGGAACUGGAAAGUGGAAAGAAACAAAUGGCUUCACGUGUUCCUCGAAUGCAGAGACAAGAGUGCAAGUCAGAAUCAGAAAAACCAAAUCCGGAAGAAAUCUGAGAGAGUGGUGAGAAGUGAGAAGUGAGAAGUGAGAAGACAAGCAUGGGUUCACGCUCCACCACGCUUCUCUUUUGUCUCCUCUUACUCCUAACCCACUCACUCGCACUCGCACUCGCACUCGCAGAGACUCUGCACCGCAGAGUAAUACCCGGCUUCCUCUACAGGCGCAGCAGAGGCAGAUGCACGGCGCAGUUCUGGAGCGAGAGGAGGGAGGCCUGGCCUCGGAUGGUGCCGGAGACAUCGACGGUGUCGAAGGUGUUCGGGUCGAGGGUGUACGAACGCUACAGGUGGGAUCUGACGUUGGUGGAAGCGACGGCGAGGAACGAGGAGGAGAGUAACCCCUUCGGAGGGUUGGUGAAGGAGGGAAGCGCUGCGCUUCUGAACUCGUACGCGAGAGAUGGUUUCCCUUACAAGCCUUGGCAGGUCAAGACUUUGGUCAUUCGCGCCUUGGUUUCUCGCACUCAAGCUGCUUCUCAAGCCAAUCAAUUCUUGUUGGCUAACCAGGCUUGCUCCUAAUUAACCUCUUUAUGGCUUUACCCUUUUCUUCGAUUCACUACUUUGUGACCUGAUUAAGGCAUAUCAUUCCAAUGCCAAUAUUUGAUUGCUACUCAUUUCUUGUCUUAUUACCCAAAUUUCUCUUUCAUAGGACUCAAGACUCGAAUAUAAGUGUUGAAUUGUGUUCGAAUCGUACUAUGGAAAGUUUUAAAUAUAU